This is a messenger RNA of Maudiozyma barnettii, 1008 nucleotides long. It is a transcript of the gene ALG5, whose product is annotated as dolichyl-phosphate beta-glucosyltransferase. NCBI's taxonomy places the organism in Eukaryota, Fungi, Ascomycota, Saccharomycetes, Saccharomycetales, Saccharomycetaceae. Gene Ontology annotation, cellular component: endoplasmic reticulum membrane. The record is from RefSeq and is a predicted model, not a curated record. The transcript has a single exon. Bases 1 to 1008 code for a protein of 335 amino acids.
AUGCUGCAUUUAAUUAAGGAAACUGCUCUAGUUCUCCAUACUUCCAAUAUUACAUAUAUCCUAGGUACGCUUAUCAUAGCUGGGUUUGUUUCAGUUUAUGUAAUUGUCAUUCUUUUAUCCCAUUCACCUAGAAAGGCACAUCCUGAAGAAUUAAAAUAUACAACAUGCGAUGAAAACGGAGAUCUAAUAACAGACGAUUUACCUAGUUCUCCUGCAGAUGGAAUUAUACUCUCAGUGGUAGUCCCCAGCUAUAAUGAAACUGGAAGAAUACUGGCGAUGUUAACGGAUGCAAUUGAGUUUCUACAGAAGGCUCUUCCGGAGCAAUGGGAAAUCUUAAUCGUUGAUGAUGGUUCUUCAGAUGGAACUUCCGAUUAUUGUUUGAGACUGUCACAUGAAAUAUUUAAAUUAAAGGCAAACCAAUUGCGUGUCCUCAAAUUUACUGAAAAUAGAGGUAAAGGGGGUGCUGUAAGACAAGGUUUGUUACAUAUCCGUGGUAAAUAUGGUCUUUUUGCUGAUGCAGAUGGUGCAAGUAAAUUUAAUGACGCACAAUCCUUGCUAGAUAAUAUUAAAGAAAUGGAAAAGUCUACGAUCAAAGGUGAAAUAUACCCAACAAUGGCAAUUGGUUCUAGAGCACAUAUGGUUAAUACUGCAGCUGUCAUUAAGAGAUCGUUCAUUAGAAAUUGUCUAAUGUAUGGUUUUCAUACUCUAGUUUGGGUAUUUGGUAUCCAUUCUAUAAAUGAUACACAAUGUGGGUUUAAGAUGUUCAAUAGAGAAGCCAUCGAUGAAAUUUUCCCAUAUUUACACACAGAAGGUUGGAUUUUUGAUAUUGAAAUAUUGUUAUUAGGUAUUAUUAAAAAUAUUAAAUUCAAAGAAAUUCCAGUCUCCUGGCAUGAAGUGGGUGGUUCAAAGAUGGACUUGGCCAUCGAUAGUUUGAAAAUGGCAAAGGAUUUAGUUAUCAUUAGAAUGGCAUAUAUUUUAGGUAUUUAUAACGCGAAUAAAGAAUGUUAA